Messenger RNA from Aspergillus calidoustus, 1372 nucleotides. The record is from the annotation of a GenBank genome assembly. NCBI's taxonomy places the organism in Eukaryota, Fungi, Ascomycota, Eurotiomycetes, Eurotiales, Aspergillaceae.
CUUCGAUUCCCAGCUCUUCCUCCAGUUCCGGCAUCCCAGGUCGAGCUGCACAAUCUGCUAUCUCCAGACCUCAGUGCUCCCCCCGGAGACGGAGUAAUCUUCCGGUUGCUGUGGAGCAGCAACGCAGACUAUUGAUCCUCGCCCUCUAGCGGUGGAGAUCACGGUCUUUACAUUCCAAUGCCGACUGCGACUGGGCCAGCGUAGACUCUGAGAACUGCCUAUCGCCGUCAUGUGAGGAGUAUAUUUGACAAAGCAGUUCCCCCUUGACUCGGUCCUGUCAAAGCAACCUUAACAACAAAACACCUGAAACCAUCAUGCCCCCCGCCUUCCUCACCCCGAAACCCCCCCUCACCGAGGCCAACCUCGCCGAUCAAUCCGGCAAGGUCUUUAUCGUCACCGGCGCCUCGUCCGGCUACGGCCUCCUCCUCUCGACCAUCCUCUACCAGCACAAUGCCAAAGUCUACCUGGCCGCCCGCAACGCCAAGAAAAUCGACGAGGCCAUCGCCGACAUUCGCGCCAAACACCCCAACUCCAGGGGCACCCUCGUGCCUCUGCAGCUCGACCUAGGCGAUCUCUCCACAAUCAAAAAGUCCGCCGACGAGUUCCUCUCCAAGGAGUCGCAGCUCAAUGUCCUCUGGAACAACGCCGGCGUGAUGUUCCCGCCCGAGGGCGCGCGCACCGCACAAGGGUACGAGAUGCAACUGGGGACCAACAACGUCGGGCCGUUCCUGUUUACCAAGUUGCUGUAUCCGGUCCUCGCGCAGACUGCUGCGUCGGCGACCCCGAAUUCCGUGCGUGUCGUCUGGGUUGCGUCGGAUGCGGCGUCGUGGGCGCCCAGGCCCCCAAUUGAUUUUGAGAACAUGGACUAUCGCCGUGAUGAGAGCGCGCGCGUGAAAUAUGGUCGGUCCAAGGCUGGCACCAUCAUGCAGGCUGCUGAGCUGCAGCGGCGCGCAAAGGGGGAUGGAAUCGUUAGCAUUUCCCUCGACCCUGGUGUCGCCGUGACCGGGCUGCAGCGCGACAUGGGCCGGUUGAUGGCCACCGCCGUUAAAUUCAUCGCCGGUAAACCCAUCACAGGCGCAUACACGCAGCUCUACGCCGGUCUGCACUCCGACCUGACCACCGAGACAGGCCUGAGCAAGUGGGUCACGCCCGCCGGAAAAAUCUCGUGCCCCCGCAAAGACUUUGUCGACGAGGGCGGGCAGGCCAAGAAGUACUGGGAGUGGAACGAGGAGCAAGUCAAGGCGUUUCUGUGAUUGACGUAUCGACUGAUGGAUUGAUGGGUUAUUCUGCAUAGUUUUGAUACCGUAGUAUACUUCUAAUUUGGCGUGCUUCUGCUUGUUCCACAUUUUCUAAUGCCUAUACCUAUACCAAU